This is a messenger RNA of Rotaria sp. Silwood2, 1950 nucleotides long. The record is from the annotation of a GenBank genome assembly. Lineage: Eukaryota; Metazoa; Rotifera; Eurotatoria; Philodinida; Philodinidae.
AUGGUUAAUAAUGAAGAAACUGAUCCCAUGCAAACGGACACUCAAAACUGUUCAAUUCCAACAGUAAACAAUGAAGUAUCAACUGAACAACCACCAUCUUCGAUUGAUACUCAAAAUAACUUAGUAUCGGAUAAUCCAUUUAUUAUUCAACCACCAAUGGCUCAUUCAACAUUAACUGAUGAAAAUGUGGUUUCAGGUGAAAAAGAUUUACGACUUUAUAUUUCACCAUCAACUAGUCUUCUUGAAACAACAAAUGAUGAUGCACAACCAAAUCCUUCGAAUGUAUCAACAACAGAAAUCGAAGAAAAAAAUAAACUAACAGAACUCGACAAUAAGCCAAAAGAUGAACCAAUGGAUACAAGUGAUGCACAAGCUUCAUUAGGUAGUGAUGGUAUUAUUGAUUCACAACCUACUUCUGCACUAAUUAUUGAAUCUACUUCAGUUACUGAAAAGUCUACAAAGGUUGAAUCACCUAAUCAAAGCAAAACCAUUAUAUCACCUGCUUCAAAAGCUUUGUAUGCAUUAAGUCAACCGGCAACAAAUAAAUUUGAAAGUAUUCUUGCUAAGUUAACUGCUUCACCAGCACGACACACCACUUCAGCAUAUGGAAAUGAAAAUGAAUCAAAUAUAACAACUCGAGAAGAAGAAGAAUUAUUUAUUAAAGAAUCUAUAUCAAAAGUAGUACGUCGUUAUGCUGUUAAAAUUGAUCAAAAUGGACGAACUAUAUCACGUGAACUUCUUAAUGAACGUACAGUUGAAGAAAAUACAACUACUCGUAUUGAAUCAUGGCCACCACAAGAAAAAAAGAAUCGUCGUUCAAUUACUAAAACUCAUCGACCUACAGAAACUACUCGAAAAAAACCAACAAAAUCAAACGUACCAAAACGAAAGACGAAAAGUUUAAAACCAACUUCAAAUGCUAUUUCUCCUAAACCAUCAAAACCUGCUCAAAGUGAUGAUGAUGAAGUAUCAAAAACAAAUACAAAUGAAGAUUCUACUGAUGAUGAUAACAAUGAUGAUGAUGAUGAUGAUGAUGUUGACGAUGCACCAACAGAUGAUAUUAGUGGUGAUGAAUUUAUACCAACAUCAAAAAGUUCUACAGGACGAUCAUUAAAAAAAGGUUUACGAGUUUUUGCUAAAUGGGUUGAUGGUCAUUUUUAUCCUGGUGUUAUUGGAAAUAGUAAUGGUGAAAAAUAUAUGAUUGAUUUUGAUGAUGGUGCUAAACGUCAUGUUAAAGCAAAUGACAUAAUAUGUCAAAGUUAUUUAGAAGCUGAUCAAAAUGUUUUAGCACAAACUCAAGAUGGAUAUUUUGAUAGUGGAAUUAUUAAACGUUUAAUUAAAAAGAAAAAAACUGGAAAAUUAGGUUAUAUUGUUGAAAAAGAUGGAAAAGAAAAAUGGUAUCCAUUACGUUUUGUUUCAUUAACUCAUGAACAAGCUGAACAUUUACCAAUAGUUAAUCAUAAUACAGAAGCAUCAACAAAUAUUGUUCAAGGAAAACGUAAACGAACAUUAACCGUACCUCAAUCACCAAAUAAAAAAACUAAAAGUUCAAUUUUUCCAUCACCAAAUAAAAGUCAACGAACAACUCAUACACCAACACGCUUAACAAAAUUAUUCAAUACUAUGCAUUUUCUACUUACGGGUUUCAAUGAUUCAAUGGAUAUUCGACAUAAAGUUGAAGAUGCUAUUGAAACUCAUGGUGGAAAAGUGAUUGAAAAAAUGCCAACGGCUAAUCGACGUGAAAAUGUUUAUUUAAUAUCUGAUACAGCACGUAAAACAGCGAAAUUUCUCGAUGCUAAAAAAUUAAAUAUUCCUUGUGUAAAUUAUAAAUGGAUUCAUGAAUCUAUUGAAAAAGGUGAAAUUCAAGAUUGGAAUAUACAUAAAUUAGUUGUACCUGAAAAAGAAACUAAAACAAAUAAUGAUGACAUUGAUGAUCAUCAAGAAGAUUAG